UUAGCGCUGUCACCAUCUUUUGAUGAACUUGUAACAAAUUAACAAUAGGACUGCCAAUAAUGGUUAUCUAAAUGAAGAUAGCUCUACUAAAUUAUGUUCUGUGACAGAGGAUAUGGGGAAUGAAAGGAGCAAAUUGAGGACUAUGGAAGAUAAAAUCGUAAGGAGUGACGAAUCUAAUUAUUUCAGUCCUUUUGGAGGGUCAUCGACCGAAGUUCAGUAUAAUUCAAUAAAUUCAUCAAGUGACGAUCCAGUUCUGGCCUCCGGAUCUUCAACAAGUUCACGAACACGCGCUUAUGGAUUGCCAUUACACAGGGCUGUUGUUGUUGUAGCCAACGCGGCACUCGGCGCGGGCAUGUUAAACUUUCCUGAAGCUUACGAGAAGUCGGGAGGUUUGGCCUAUGCUUUGACAGUUCAAACCUGCCUUGUUCUGUUGAUAAUAGGAUCAUUUUUUAUCCUUGGUUAUUGCGGAAGACUGCGUCAGACUAAAAAUUAUCAGGACACCAUCCGAGAUUACUGCGGUCCCAUUGCGCAAGUUGUUUGCCAAAUUAAUGUUGUUCUCUAUAUGUUCGGCUGCAAUGUUACACAUAUGAUCUUGAUUGGUGACCAGCUUACAAAGGCAAUUGAUCACGAUGGCUGGUAUUUUGACAGGAGAUUUGUAAUUACUGUUGUUUGCUGUGUUUUUAUCUUACCAUUAUGCAUACCAGAGAAACUCAAAGCAGUGAGUUAUUCCAGUCUUGUUGGUGGUUUUGGUGCUAUAUUUGUUUGUUGUGUGGUGGUAUCAAGGUAUUAUACUGGCAGUUACAGCCCUCCCGAGAACUCAAGUGAAAAAAAAUGGUCAAGUUCUCAAAUUUUCGCUGCAGUACCAGUAAUUUGCUUUGGUUUCCAGUGUCAUGUGACAGCAGUCGCUGUUUAUGCUGAGCUACGUCGACCAACCUUAGUAAGAUUUGGCCUGGUCACUUUUCUUGCAACGCUCAUAUGCGCCGUACUUUACUCUCUGACUGGUAGCUAUGGUUACUUGACUUUCAAGCAUAAUGUGAACAGUGAUAUCUUGGUGAAUUAUCGUCAUGGGGAUCAUGUUGCUACCUCAGCAAGAGUCUUUAUAGUGCUUGUUGUGUUUAGUACUUUUGCUAUUUGUCAAUUUGUUGGAAGGUCGGCAAUAAUUGGUUUAUGGUGUAAUAUACGAAAGCUUACUGCAGCUGAGAUAGAAAAUUACAAAGGGAAGCGUCGUGUGAUUACAUCAAUAAUCUGGUUCUUCAGCAGUCUGGGCAUUGCUGUCAUUGUUCCAACCAUAGCAGAUGCCAUCGCCAUUGUCGGGGCUUUGGCUGCCCAUUUUAUUUUCACUUUUCCAGGUCUAUGUCUAAUUCAACUCAUGUUACAAGACUAUCAUCCAAUGGAAAUAAGAAGAAAGCUAGGUUUGGCAAUAGGUAUAAUCUAUGUUGUGAUUGGUAUGUUUUUGUUUGGUGUGACAGUUACAGCAGCCUUGAUGAGUGAUAUUGAAGGAAAGUACCUCGCCUAGCCAAGUUCAGAAUUGUUUAUACAAUACCUAAUAUAUAACAGAAAUGCAUACAUUCUAAUUACUAAUUAGGUACAAUUUAUAUUCACUGAUUGAGCAGUAUAACUGUUAAAAAUGAAAGCAGAAUUUACAUUGCCUUUUAUGCAAGCUGAAUUUACGAAUUUAUGUGCGAAGCACAUAUUAUAGAGAGAUGUCACGUGAAGACAAGUUCACUCAAUUUUGCCUUGAUUUUAUACUCUUGAUAGAUGAGAAUGAGUGAAUAAGUCCGGUACGGUCAUUGAACUCAGUGGGUGCGGUUCGGAUGAUGCACUUAGAGGCAGAACAUUCGUGGCUAAUUCGCUCAUUCACAUUAAUCAAAAGAGGAAAUUUGAAGUAUUGAAAUCUAUUGUGUGUAAAGAUUCCGUCUUAAAAUAGACAUUAGGUGACUUGAAUAAGGCCCGUUUCUGACGUCGAACUUUUUUGAAGCUCGCCGUCUGAGCAACGCAAAAAAUAGGUAAAUAAAUCAAUUUAGGAAUUCGUAGAUAGAGAUUUUAACGAUAUAUUUAUAAUUGAGGGAACUGAAAAAACAUAUUGAAUGAAAAUUGCUUUUACUUGACGCUAGCUGGGUAGCAUUCAAAGCUAGUCAUUUUACAGAAAGUGUCGAAUUAAUUAAAUAACAUAUUUUGAUUAAUUAGGACUGUUUAUAUGUGAUACUGGCUGUUUUUUCAAACAAAACUAUCUUGCGAUUCCGUCC
Molecule: messenger RNA, 2246 nt
Organism: Dendronephthya gigantea
Lineage: Eukaryota; Metazoa; Cnidaria; Anthozoa; Malacalcyonacea; Nephtheidae
Product: putative sodium-coupled neutral amino acid transporter 7
Exons: 8
Coding region: 113-1516 (467 amino acids)
Biological process (GO): amino acid transmembrane transport
Molecular function (GO): amino acid transmembrane transporter activity
Source: RefSeq, a predicted model, not a curated record